AUGAAAAUACUGCGGUGCUUCACAGUAGAUGCAUGCUAUAAGGCCACCCGAAUAGCAAAUGGCCUGUUUUUUGCUCUUUUUAUUCUUUCGCUUCCAGUUUACUUCUUUGUAUACUAUUUCCUAUUUGUUGGGUAUAUGACAUACGAGGGGCACGUGCAUUUGCUAGACUCGCUCUACUGCGUGUCCUACUGCAUGUGGAGAUGCGCUGGCGCCAUUACCCUGGGGAACUGCCUUAUGGCAGCCACGUAUUUUACAAUCAACUUGUUCUCCCCUUACUACUUGGCAAAGUGUGCAGCAUAUCUCAUUAGCAUUCUUACGCUUCCGGGGCUUCUGCUAAUCGUGUAUCUUUCGAUAUGCGGGAUAACCGGAAACAUAUGGAACAACGUGUCCAGAAUCAUAUAUGGGUCGACAAGCUUUUUGCUUGGGGGAGUGCUCAUUUCGCUGAUUCCCCCGUUCUGCCGCAGAAGAGCGCACACUCUUGCUGGAAUACUUUUGUUUGGGAUGAACGCGUGCAAGAUGGCCAUAAAAACGAUAAUAUGGGACGUGCCGCAUCUGAUGUUUGUUCCCUUUAUGUCCAGCGCGAUUUGCCUGGCAGUGCUUCGCGUGCACAGAGUCUACAUGACUUCUAUACAUAUAUCUGAACGUGCCCACGUUCUGCACAGGCUGCUGCCUAUAGGGCUAGGUGCUGCGAACCGGGCAUACUUCACACACGUUGUGUUCAGAAACAUAUUCAAAAUAGGAAGCGCAAAGCCCACAAGAUGGCAGUGCUCUGUCUUGGCUCUGGGAUCUUUGCUGUAUUGCUCUGUAGGAACAAUCACGUCGACGGAGUAUCCAGGCCAGGGCACAAUAUUCAACGGGGCGAUUUCCAUAGCGUUCUAUCUCGCAAGAAUGGCUUUUUCGUACUGGAUCCCAUACAUGAUUCUCCUGAUGGCGCAGGCCUUUAUGAAGGCAGAGGUUCGCAGCAAGUUGUGCUGGCUCACCCAAAACAGGAUGCAUUUUGUGUACUUUGAGGUCUGCAGAUACAUUGUAAUGAUCUUUAUGAUUUUCCUGCCCUUUUGUGUCACAUACUACAUUUUUGAAAGGAACCACGGAGAGUCAACGUCUGAGAUAUCCAUUACACUGUCUUUUAUGCGGAUGGCGUUUGCGCAUGUGUUUAGCGGGCUGGAGGGAGCUCUUAUUAUUAUCUACAUUGGGCAGCGGCUUUCACUUCCACAAAGAGCCCCCAAAAGGGUCACCUACUCAGACAUAAUACACAUAUACAGGCCUGUAAUAAGUGCGAUUGUGCAUCCGAAAUAA
This is a messenger RNA of Nematocida major, 1296 nucleotides long. RefSeq lists its product as uncharacterized. The transcript has a single exon. The coding region runs from base 1 to 1296 and encodes 431 amino acids. The record is from RefSeq and is a predicted model, not a curated record. NCBI's taxonomy places the organism in Eukaryota, Fungi, Microsporidia.